Messenger RNA from Platichthys flesus (European flounder), 2270 nucleotides. RefSeq names its product gonadotropin releasing hormone receptor 4 (gene gnrhr4). The transcript has 3 exons. Gene Ontology annotation, molecular function: peptide binding; gonadotropin-releasing hormone receptor activity. The coding region runs from base 1 to 1188 and encodes 395 amino acids. The record is from RefSeq and is a predicted model, not a curated record. Gene Ontology annotation, biological process: G protein-coupled receptor signaling pathway. Gene Ontology annotation, cellular component: membrane. Lineage: Eukaryota; Metazoa; Chordata; Actinopteri; Pleuronectiformes; Pleuronectidae.
AUGUUCCACCAGCUGACGGAUCCAGCGGUGAAUGGCAGCUGCCAGGGCGCCACCUCCGUGUGCAACGAGAGCGCAGACGGAGACGCGCUCCAGCUGCCCACCUUCUCCACCGCGGCCAAAGUCAGAGUCAUCAUCACCUUCACCCUGUGCGCCGUGUCCGCCGUGUGCAACUUGGUGGUGCUGUGGGCGGCCAGCCACGGCGGCAAGCGCAAGUCCCACGUCCGGAUCCUCAUCAUGAACCUGACGGUGGCCGACCUGCUGGUGACCUUCAUCGUGAUGCCCGUGGACGCCGUUUGGAACAUCACGGUGCAGUGGCAGGCCGGGGACGUCGCCUGCAGGCUGCUGAUGUUCCUGAAGCUGGUGGCCAUGUACUCGUGCGCCUUCGUCACCGUGGUGAUCAGCCUGGACAGACAGUCCGCCAUCCUCAACCCUCUGGGCAUCAGCGAGGCCAAGAGGAAGAGCAAAAUCAUGUUGACCGUGGCCUGGACCAUGAGUGUGAUCCUGUCACUCCCCCAGAUGUUUAUAUUUCACAAUGUGACCAUCACAGUCCCAGAGAACUUCACCCAGUGCACCACCCACGGCAGCUUUGUGCAGCACUGGCAGGAGACACUCUACAACAUGUUCACCUUCGUGUGCCUCUUCCUCCUGCCUCUGGUCAUCAUGAUCUUCUGUUACACCCGAAUCCUUGUGGAGAUAUCCAGCCGCAUGGCUUGUGGAAACUUGGUGUCCAGAGACGUCCAUCUCCGACGUUCUCACAACAACAUCCCCAAAGCUCGGAUGAGGACUCUCAAGAUGAGCAUUGUCAUCGUGACAUCAUUCAUCAUCUGCUGGACGCCGUACUACCUGCUGGGCCUGUGGUACUGGCUGUUCCCUGAGAAGAUGGAGGAGACCGUUUCCCACUCGCUGACACACAUGCUGUUCAUCUUCGGCCUCUUCAACGCCUGUCUCGACCCCAUCACUUACGGCCUGUUCACCAUUCAUCUCCGCCAGGGCAUGAAGCGGUGCAGCCGAAGUACGAUCACACAGGCCGAGUUAGAAAACAACACUUGCCUCGUGCACAUGGCACGGCAGUCCUCUCACAGGCGGGUCGCCUCAGGUGGCAACAACACAGGCGUGGAGGAGGCAAACAACAAGAGCAGAACGGAAGGAGGCUCAAGGCCAAUCACCCCAGUGAGCAAGAUCGAUUAGAGCAUUUGAAUGAAAUGAAUCUACGCUUUUUCAUCAGCGCUGAGUGUUGUGUUGACAAGUGAUGACCGCUAGUCGAGUGAAUUUGAAAUCCUGUGGGUCCAAAAAAAAAAUGCUUGUGUAUAACUGUCAGACGAACUUGCUCAAUUUUGUCCCAUUGAUGUGAGUCAGUGCCGUAGUUCAUCCCGCUCCAUGUCUGUACUGUCUUGAAUGCCAGUGAUCUGAAAUGUGCCGUUUUUCUCUCCAACGUGUAUACCAUCACCGUGAGUGACUGUCCAGCUUUUCAGGAAGCUUCACGGCCUGUUUGGGUUCGGGUUCAAACUCAGGUUGAGCUGACACAUCUGUUUAACGUCGCUGCAAAAUGAAAAAUAUCUCGCGCCUUAAUAUUCCUGCACCACUCUGGAUGAGAUAGGUUUGAAAUUAUGCACUCACACAAUCACACAAAUACACAGGCAGAAACAUACAUGUACAAAAGCAUGUGCACACUCAACACACACCAGCCGAUCCUAUCAUUCACUUUAUGAUUUCCAGUGUCAAAGAAGCCAUAGAAACAAUCUGUGCGAAUCAUUAAAUAAAUUAUAGGCUAACUGUGAUUAAUCGUAAUAGCCUCUGCUUUUUCACUGCUUUACAUUUGUAUCACAGCCUAUAUUGGUUCUUUUGCUAUAAGGUCUCCGUCGCUUGACUCCAACAUGAUACUCAUGGUGCUUCGUGUGCAGUAGAAAAGACUCGUGUUAUGUUUCGUAGCAAACAUUGAAAGUUGUGUCAUGAUCUUUAUUGACAAUGACAGCCUUUUUAAAUAAUUAUGUAAAACAGACGUACGUAUUGAAUGUACCGGCAGGACAUGUGGCCUAAUUAGUCUUUAGUGUUUACUGUGUUGCACAAACUCACACAGGAGAUGAAGCUCUAUGAAGUAACUGUAAUUUAUCAUGACAUUUAAUGUAUUUUCUAUUUGUAUUGGAGAUGUGAAUUGUGUUGCUUCCUGUGACUGAGAAAUGUAUAAGAAAACAGCAUGAAUUCAAUUUAAAACCUGAAAACUGAUUAUUGAGAAUGUGAAAGUAAACUCUUAUUUUACUUAUGUGUUUCUA